AUGAUUCACAUGUGCAGUACGGAACAUUACCAAUUCUAUCGUAGUUGGAUGUAUGAUAGAAUGUUUCCUGGACGACGUGGGCUUAAACCACUUUUUAUGGAAGGAGUUGCCGCGUUUCUCUCGUAUGCGUUUGCUCAAGAAUGUUGUCGCAGGGAAGGAGGGGUAAGGUGUCCGUGUUUAAAGUGUGGUUGCAGAAAUAUUAUUAGUGACCCUAGUGAAGUGAAGCGUCACUUGGAGAGAGUGGGUUUUAGGCCAAAUUACUGGGUUUGGACAUCUAAUGGGGAAACAAUGCAGGAGAUGAAUAGAGAGGCUUCUAGCAGUCAAACACAUAUAGAACCAGAUAUAAAUAGAGUUGAUCCAGGGAGUAGUUCAUCACAUAUGCAGUGCCAGGAGCAAUUUAAUCUCGUCGAGGAGAUGUUCACUGACGCAUUAGGGGUGAAUGUGGCGUAUGAUGAACCACAAGACUUAGAUGGAGAAGAACUCCCGAAUGAGAAAGCUCAAAGGUUUUAUCAGCUGUUGAAAGAAAUAAAUAUACCAUUGUUUGAGGGGUCUUCUGACUCUAAGCUAUCAAUGUGUGUGAGACUUUUGGCUGCGAAAUCAAAUUGGAAUGUUCCUGAUCAGUGUUUAGAAUUCUUUGCGAGAUUGAUGUUGGACGCGACUCCUGUGAAAGAAAACAUGCCUACAAGUUAUUAUGAUGCAAAAAGGGUGGUGUCGAAGUUGGGAUUAGAAGUUAAAAAGAUUGAUUGUUGCAUUAGAGGUUGCAUGUUGUUUUAUGACAACGAGUUUGGUACAAAUGAUGGGGAAUUGGAGGAAUGUAAGUUUUGCGAGAGUCCGAGGUAUUUAGUUAGCAGUAAAGGAGUUGACCAAAGGCAAAAUCGCGUUGCAGCGAAAUCUAUGUUCUAUCUACCAAUAAUACCUAGGUUGCAAAGAAUGUUUGCAUCAAUGCACAGUGCAAGCCAAAUGGCAUGGCACCAUACAAACAGAAUUAGUUCAGGCAUGAUGCGACAUCCAUCUGAUGGCGAGGCAUGGAAACACUUUGAUAGAGUUCAUCCUGAGUUUGCACUUGAACCUAGGAAUGUCCGACUUGGAUUAUGCUCAGAUGGUUUCACUCCUUAUAAUUUUUCAGGAAAUGCAUAUUCUUGUUGGCCAGUUAUUGUUACCCCGUACAAUCUCCCUCCUGAGAUGUGCAUGACGAAACCUUACAUGUUUUUGACAUGCAUCAUUCCGGGACCGUCGAGUCCAAAGGCUGGAAUCGAUGUUUAUUUGCAACCUUUAAUUGAUGAUCUCAAGAGGCUGUGGGUGGGAGCGUGGACUUAUGAUGUGUCUCGUAAACAAAAUUUUAAUAUGCGAGCGGCUUUGAUGUGGACAAUUAAUGACUUUCCUGCAUAUGGCAUGUUGUCUGGAUGGGGUACACAUGGUAAAAUGGGAUGUCCGCAUUGCAUGAAUCACACAAAAGCGUUUACUUUGGACUUUGGUGGGAAAAGUUCGUGGUUUGACUGUCAUCACUAUGGUGAAGCACGUAGAAUUAAAGGAUAUGGGGUUGACCACAAUUGGACAAAAAGAAGUAUCUUUUGGGACCUCCCAUAUUGGAAGGAUAAUUUAUUGCGUCAUAAUCUUGAUGUUAUGCAUAUUGAGAAGAACUUUUUUGAUAAUGUGCUUAACACGGUGAUGGAUAAUGAGAAGACAAAAGACAAUGAGAAGGCUAGGAAAGACAUGGAACUUUAUUGUAAUCGAAAAGAAUUGGAGUUGAAACCUCGACCAAACGGAAAAUUAUUAAAACCCAAGGCUUGUUACACUCUUACUCCCCAAGAAGCAAAAGCUGUAUGUCGGUGGUUAAAUGAAUUGAGGAUGCCUGAUGGUUAUUCUUCUAACCUGGCAAGAUGUGCUGACGCCAACACUGGGAAAUUGCAUGGAAUGAAAAGUCACGAUUGUCAUAUUUUCAUGGAACGAUUACUUCCAAUUGCAUUCAGUUCACUGCCCAAGAAUGUGCUUAAUCCACUUACUGAGAUCAGUCAAUUUUUUAGAGACAUUUGUGCUUCAACUUUAAGAGUAGACGACAUCAUUAAAUUGGACCGAAAUAUUCCUGUCAUUCUUUGCAAGUUGGAGCAAAUAUUCCCGCCAGGUUUCUUUGAUUCUAUGGAGCAUCUCCCUGUGCAUCUUGCUUAUGAAGCUUUUCUAGGUGGACCUGUUCAAUAUAGAUGGAUGUAUCCAUUUGAACGAUUCAUGGGUGAUUCAAAGCGAUCAGUUAAAAAUAAGGCACGAGUUGAGGGAUCAAUUUGUGCACAUUAUAUACAUCGCGAAACAUCACAUUUUUGCUCUCAUUAUUUCAAUAACAUGAUGUUGUCUCCAAGAAUAAUAAGGAACGAAGUUAACUUCAGUGAAAGAAGUCAAUUUACCUUAUCAUUUUUCGGCCGUCCCGCAGGGAAGAAGAGUGAGCAUUGGCUUUCACAAAAAGAAAUGCAAUCUGCUCAUGUUCAUGUGCUGAUUAACUGCGUUGAAGUUAAACCAUAUCUUGAGGCAUUUGGUACCUACUAUUAUCAAAGCACAGGCGAACAACCAUCGACUGGUUACACACAUGCCUAUUUUCCAACAUGGUUUAAGCAGCAAUUAUCAUGUAUUGUUACACUAAGUCCUGACUUAAUACAUUUGCGAAAUUUGUCUGAAGGCCCUAGUCAACGUGUAAAUGAAUGGCACACAUAUUUUGUAAACGGUUACAAAUUUCACACUGAGGAAUGGAGUGUAGGGAAGAAAACCGUAAACAGUGGUGUAGUCGUAAAAGGAGUUACAGAGGGUGGUGAGGACGACUUCUAUGGGGUUAUCACACAUAUUUACGAGUUGGUUUAUAAUUAUAUGGACUCGGAAAAUAAAGUUGUCUUAUUUUAUUGUGAUUGGUAUGAUCCAUCUUCUAGAGGAACAAAAAUUGAUAAAAAGUAUAACACUGUUGAGAUUCGAAGAGAUAGAAAGUACAAAGAGUAUGACCCUUUCAUUAUGGCACAUAAUGUUAGGCAAGUUUAUUAUGUACCUUAUCCUUCAAUUACCCCACGGAAACGAGAAUGGUGUGUUGUAAUCAAGUCCAACCCAAUGGGUCACAUUGAGACUGAUGAGUUAAUGGAAGAUGUUGCAUACCAACAUGAUGAGAUUUCACCUGUUAAUGAGGUAAUUGAAACUGAGGAGAUUGUAAGUUUGUGUGAUACUGCAGUUGAGGGUCAACAAAUUGACGCAAGUAUCUUGUUGUCAACAAAUCCUAUGGAAGAAGAGAAUGAAGAGCUAGGAGAGUCUGAAGACAAUAAUAUCAGAUGCGAUGAAGACAACGAAGAUUAUGAUGAUGAAUGA
Vicia villosa (hairy vetch) is the source of this 3333-nucleotide messenger RNA. RefSeq lists its product as uncharacterized. NCBI's taxonomy places the organism in Eukaryota, Viridiplantae, Streptophyta, Magnoliopsida, Fabales, Fabaceae. Bases 1 to 3333 code for a protein of 1110 amino acids. The record is from RefSeq and is a predicted model, not a curated record. The transcript has 3 exons.